GGCGUGGUUUAAAUAAAAAUCUGUCAAAUCUAUUUGUCAUUUUUUAGUUAAUUGUGUUUAUUAUAUAUUUGUUGUGAUUGCCUUAAAUUUAUUUUAAAAUCUGUAUCGUCCUAAAGAAAUCCUGCAACACAUUUAUAGAAAAUGGAAACAUGGAAGUUUUGCAUUAUUACCGUUGUAGCCAUUUAUUAUAUUGGACAAGUAAACUUCGUCAACAGUUUGGAGUGCUAUGUUUGUUCCAAUCAGACAGGUAACACAGAGAAAUGUCUAAAUACGAUAAAAACUUGUGAACCAGGUGAGGAUGCUUGUGGUACUGAGAUCCGUUGGGGUAGCCAACCGUACUUCUCUCAGGGUGCACUAAAACAAUACUAUGUUUCUAAACGGUGUAUGACAAAGCAACAAUGCCAACAGCGACGUAAACGAUAUAUGCAAUACUGCACACAUAUUUGGUAUGAGGACUGGUGGUGUUAUGAGUGUUGUGUUGGUGAUCGUUGUAAUUAUUUUGUGAUUAGCGGGUCAACAAAACAAAAAAUAACUGCUAGAAUAUUAAUCGUCGGCUUAUUCUUAACUUCUCUCCAUGGCCUGUAUUCAUUGUUCCAAUGAAGAAUAUGUUGAAGAUAUACUAAGAACACCCAAGUGCCUCAAAGUUUUUACUUCUGCAAAGUAAAGAUUCGUAAGAAACGCAAAUUAAAAAAGCGUGCAACCCCAUUAGAAAGAAAGUACAUUAAUACUUUUAUUUAACUUAAAUCCAUACAAAAAAUCUCUGCAUUAUUGUGUUCGAAUAUUAUCCGUCCAAGUUUCACACUAAGCAUAAUGUUAUAAUUUGUUAUUAUAUUACUAUAUACAACAUGAACUCUUAUAAUUUUUACUUUUUUAACAUUGGAAUGUAUUCAUAUUUAGUUUGUUAGCUGCAAAGUUAAAGCCACAAGCAAAUGCAAUAUAUAUUCCAUAAUUUUUUAAAAAUAUUUGCACAUAAGUAUAAGGCAAGAUACAAAAUUAUGCUUUAAUUUGAGCGUGCACAAUUUUUUACACAUCAAUAAACUCUUGUAAAGUAAUACAUUUGUAUUCAAAAUUAUAAAGAAAAUAAUCAUAAUGCAUUUUUUACUUCUAUUUAUUAAGACUAACCAUUGAAUUAUGUAGUAUGCUUUUCUACCACAACCGACUACCAUUACAAAGUUUUUAUGGCUCCACUAAGCUUUGUAUCUUAUUUGCAUAGCACUCAAUCUGAUUUGUCAUUGGCUAUUAUAACUUGGGCUCGGUUGUCACGUACUGUUUGUACAUUUUCUUUCCCUAGCAUUAUUAUUGCUUUAUUUUCUGUUAGCAAAUAUUUUUUAAAUGACUGGAACAUUACUAAUUCAUACAUUGUAACAACUUUUGACGGUUUCUACAACAAUUGACGAGUGUUUGUGAAAAAUAGGUUUACUGACAUAUUUAUGUUUAUAUGUAAAGAAGAAGCAACGCGAUAAUCAGACUGACCGCCAAAUUGUUUACUUUUAAAAGGGUAAAUAAAAAAAAAAUACAGUAAAUGAAAUUAAAACAAUAUAGCAAUGCAAAGAGUAGCACUACAAUCAAUUUUAUGGUUGGCUUUUUAAGUAGUUUGUUGGCGUAACGCACAGCAAGCGGUUCUACUUAUGGAUAAAUUGGAGGCGCAGCCAUCAAGUAGCCGGAAGCGGCAGACGAACCUGGUCGGAAUGAAUGUGGACUACCAACUACAUGAAAAUAGUGAGUCGGGCAGCGUUAAGAAACGCAAACCUUUGGCCGUGAGAUGUAUACACGUGCUGGCGAAUGGAUUCGUAAACGCUGUUUAUGGAUUUCUCAAUUCGCGAUUGCUCAUAUAACAACCGGCAAGUAGCAGCAACCAUAGGUGACUAGGUAUCCGCUAAAACAACAACAAAAAUACAUAGUGCUGCUGUGCGUUGAUGUAUUUACCUGUAUUAUUUGUUCGUGCAAAUAAAUAAAUACAUGCGUAUGGAUCAAAUAUAGGUACUUCAUAAAAUUAUGUAGAAAUGUUUAAUACAAACUAUACUCAUUUUACCACAA
Bactrocera latifrons is the source of this 2037-nucleotide messenger RNA. RefSeq lists its product as uncharacterized. NCBI's taxonomy places the organism in Eukaryota, Metazoa, Arthropoda, Insecta, Diptera, Tephritidae. The record is from RefSeq and is a predicted model, not a curated record. Bases 142 to 600 code for a protein of 152 amino acids. The transcript is spliced from 4 exons.